AUGGCGCUCAGCGGACAGGGCGUGUACCUGGGUAUCACCGACAAGGAUACCCUGCUGAGCCAGCUGGACGUGCUGCAGAAGAAGGAGGCUCAGCUGCAGACGAAGGAGCUGUUCAUCAUGGCCGCCGUCACCGGAGCAUCGGCAUCAGUCCAGGCGGCGUCAAUGUCCGUAGCUUUUCCAUCGAUGGGCGCCCUGCCAACCGGUACGGCGCCCGCCUCAACCGACACCUCAACGGAGGAGCUUACAUCCUCUUUCUCCUCCUCCUCCUCGUCUUCGACUACCACAACCACCUCGACUACCGCCGCAGCCGCCGAUGUGCCUGUCCCAGCGGCGGCUGCCGGUAGCAGCGGGGGCGGCGGCGGCGGCAUCGCGCACCGUGGUCCCGACAGCAGCAGCGGUGAGCACGGCGAUGCCACCACCGGCCAAGAUUGUCAUCACGUCGCCGACGACAGUGAUUUCGGCGGGGCUGAAACUGCUGGUGCUUCUGCUGUGCCUGCUUCUGCCGUGCCGGCUGCUGCCGCGUCUGCUGCUGUUGCUGCGGCUGUUGCUGCGCCUUCUGCUGCGGUGCCGGCUGCUGCCGCACCUGCUGCUGCUGCUGCUGCUCCUGCUCCUGCUCCUGCUCCUGCUGUGCCUGCUGCGCCGGCUGCAGCUGCUGUGCAUGCUGCCGCGCCUGCCGAGGUGGGCGGGCAAGAGGUUGUUGUGCCCGAUGGUGGUGCUAGCGGCAACGGGGUAGCUAGCGGUGCUCCCUCUCCGACCGUGGAGGCAGGGGCAGCACAAGUCACAGCUACCCUUGAAGGUGGGGGAGUGACGGGUGUUGCAGAAGGCGUUCGUGACCCAGGCGUUACUCCUGCUGCCGGGUAUGUCAGCGGUGGUGGUGGCAAUGGUGGUGUGAUGGGAGCGGUUCAUGGUGAUCUGCAGAUGGCCCCUGUCGAGCUGGCGUUGGCAUCCCCUCAUCAGCUUCUUGCCCAGUCGCCGGCUCCCGAACUGUCCAGCCCAACGCUCCACGUCGGUCGCGCACCCGGGGCAGCCGCCGAGUUUCCCCCGUCCCUAGAAGCGGUUGGUGUCUCUCCCGCUCAGCACCACGCCGCUGCAGCGGCGGGUGCGUCUUCCCCCGCGGAGUGGGCACGCGGAGAAGAGUCCGCUUUGGCGGGGCGGGGUGCAGGUCUGUUGGGACAUCACGGGGGGGUGAUUGGCGCCGAUGUCGGCGUGGUCGUGGGUGGACAAGGGCAAGGGGACCCCGUGGGGUGCGGGGGACCGUUACGGUCUGUAAAGAGACGGGCGGGAGAGGGAGGCAGCGGGCAGUAACAAGCGUCGUGCAAGAGCCAGCGCCCGGUGUCAAUACCCGGGCUGCAUGACGGCCCGUACGUUUGGGCGACAGGGGGACCGACAGGCUUCCUUCUGCGCCGUCCACAAGGAAGAAGGAAUGAUCAACAUCAAGGGACGACGUUGCAGCUCCCCGGGGUGCCAGCACCGGCCUGGCUUCGCGAUGCCCGGCGAGAAGAGGGGAAAGUUCUGCGCGUCGCAUAGGCAGCCAGGGAUGAUUGACGUCGUCAGUCGAAAAUGUCAGGUCGAGAGCGGAGACUGUGACCGUCAGCCUGUCUAUGGAUGGCCGGGGGAACGUGCCACCCGCUGCGGGACACACAAGCUCGAACGCACGCUGACCACUCUCGCCACCGGGGCGGAGGUGCUGGAGAAGAUGUACGACGUCAGAGGGAAGCGUUGCCAAGCGGAGGGUUGCAUCAGGCAGCCUGGAUUCGGACAUCCGCUGAAGGACAAGGGCUCAGUCCGCUGCCACGAGCACAAGCUGCCAGGGAUGACCAAUGUCCGGAGGCGAAGGGCGCUACAGCGCCAAGCUCUUCAGCAGGACGCCGCUGCAAACUAUCAAACCUCGAACCACUCUCAGGCGGAGAUACUGCACCAUCAGCAGCAGCUGCUGCUGCUGCAGCAGCAGCAGCAGCAACAACAACAGCAGCAACAGCAGCAACAGCAGCAACAGCAACAGCAGCAGCAGCGGCAGCAGCAGCAACAGCAACAGCAACAGCAACAACAGCACCAGCGGCAGCAGCAGCAGGCAGGCGACCCUUCAACUCACAGUCAACCGAAUAACGACGGGCAAGAACCUCCCGCCGCAGGCUGCCACGCAGGCGGCCACGCAGAGCAGCAGACCAGUGCCGUUGUCGAAGAUACUUCGGACAUGGCGGCGACUACAUUGGCAGCGGCCGCGUUCGCAGUAGGAGAUCCAACCCCACCUCCUUCUUCGCUCGGUGAGCAUGACGUGAAACCUAUUCCAGUAUCUACCCUUCCCCGUCCCGCCGCUACUAUCGCCCCGCUUGGAGCUCCCGCCGCGGCGUCGGUUGAAGUCGGGGGUUUCGCCGCGUUUCCGCCGCCGUCAGCCGGCAUUUGUGCUGUGGAUGGUGCUGUUCCGUUGACGCACGGCGGUGUCGUUCUUCCGGGGGGCUGGGUUGGGGAGGGGCAAGGCAUGGCUGACGCGGAGGGUGUGUCGCACGUGCUUUUCAUGAUGCAGCAGCAGCAG
Ectocarpus sp. CCAP 1310/34 is the source of this 2533-nucleotide messenger RNA. The record is from the annotation of a GenBank genome assembly. Lineage: Eukaryota; Phaeophyceae; Ectocarpales; Ectocarpaceae.